GAUUCUAUUUAAUCCACCAGUGUGUCCCGAACCAUUUCCAGUACAGCGCGAAUUGUUAGCACGAGUAGAUUAGUUGGUAAGAGUGGUUUUGGUUGGGUUAAAAAUUCUUCAAAAACAGUUAAACACAGUGUGCAUUUCUAUCGCAGAUCAAUUCACUGCAAGCCAUGCAGUCACCACCGGAAAAAGCAAAAUCAAUUUUUGAAUUUACCGUCACCGAUCUGAACGGUAAUGAGGUUUCGCUCGACCGCUACCAGGGAUCGGUGUGCCUGAUCGUGAACUUCUCUACCAAGGAUGCCACCUUCGAGAAGGUGUUGAGUCUUCUCACGCCUCUGUUGCGAAAGUAUCACAACGACACCCGAAAAGAUUUGAACGUCCUCUUCUUCCCAUGCUUCCAAUUCGGCUCCAAAGAAUCGCCGGACGAAAUCGUACAGCGCUUCGAGAGCAGCACCGAUAGCAGCGGUAUGAUCGGUGAGAUUUUCACCGAGAUUGAGGUGAACGGUUCGAGCCCCGGACUGUACAAGUAUCUGAAGGAAAAACCAGGCAACUGCGGAGGAUUUAUCAACAGCAACUUUACCAUCUUUCUUACCGACCGCCAAGGCGUACCGGUGGAAAGGUUAAAUGCUGGAAUUCAUCCUUACACGCUCGAGGACAUGGUCGAGAAUUUGUUACGCUAAACUGUACUGCUAACCGUGUUACUAGAAAUAAAGCAUAGAACAAAUCCAGCUGCCAGCUGCGGGCUGUUUGACUUUGUGUUA
Anopheles arabiensis is the source of this 755-nucleotide messenger RNA. RefSeq names its product glutathione peroxidase-like. The record is from RefSeq and is a predicted model, not a curated record. Gene Ontology annotation, molecular function: glutathione peroxidase activity. NCBI's taxonomy places the organism in Eukaryota, Metazoa, Arthropoda, Insecta, Diptera, Culicidae. Gene Ontology annotation, biological process: response to oxidative stress.